CGGCGGCUCGGGUAGUUUCGUCGAAACCUUCUCGUUGCCUCCUCCCUUCGUCGUUGGCUAAACGUCCUCGUAGUCCUCGUAGAGCCGCCACCGCGAGCACUCGUAAGAUAGAAGAUAAGGAGAGAGGGAGGAAGAUCACGACGACGGUCGGUGAACAGAGAAAGAAAAAGAGAAAGAGAAGGAGAUUGAGAAACAUAGAGAGUGGGUGGGAGAGAGAGAAAUAGAAAGUGGGAGUGAGAAGAGUAAAAUAAGAGAUUAAGAGGGGAAAGAAAUAUAAGUGGGGAUGAACAGAGUGAGAGAUAAAUAGAAAAAGAAAGGGUGAAAGAGAGAUACUCGGGAGAGAUCAAGCGAAAGAAGACGACGACGACGAAGAGGACGAGGACGAGGACGAAGACGAGGACAGCGAUACUUUAUAAACGAGUACGCGCGUGGCGAUAUACAAUACUCGUGGCAUCUUCUCUCUUGAUACUACGCUGGUGGUGCGCUUCGAAGCCGGUUCCUGUAUUAUAUGUUGUUCGUGCGUUUGGAAUCCGUUGCUAGGACGAGUUCUCGUGACGUUUCUCUCGAUAGUCCGGCGCCAUUGUUAUCGUCCGCGUUUGAAAAGAGAAGACGGUGUUCGGUCGCGUCAUUUUUGUCAUUUUCUUCCCCUAUUUCUUCUAUUAUUGCCUCCAUCUUUCUUCCCUAUAUACUUUAUAAUAUAUCAUAAACUAUAAAUAUAUUUCUCUUUCUUACUAUUAUAACUUGUUUUCCUUGAAAAAAAAAAAAAAAAAUAGAGAAGAGAUAUAGAAAGCCGGUUUUAUUACUAUCAGACACGCCGGUAUAUUAUGACCAGGAAAAAGUGUGCUACUACUAACGAAUAACACCUCUCCAAGGUUCUUGUUUUUUUGUUUUUUUUCUCACCCCAACGAGAAUCCCUCGUUUCUACGCCUUUGCACGUUUGACAGGUGCGUUCGAGAACCGCGUGAACGAGAAAGAGAAAGAUCCAGAGGAAGGGACGAUAAGGUCGGUUUUAAAAGGGGGAGAGAAAGAGAAAAAGAAAUAGUGAGUGUGAGUGAGAGAGAUAGUCAAGCUCCUCGACACUCUUCGUGUAGUUUUAUUGUUUUCCUUCUACCAGUAAUAGUUGGAAGGGCAAAAGAAAGAAAGAGAAGAGAAGGGAGGGAAGAAAGGUCGGUCGUGAGAUCGAGAAAACAGAAGUGAAAGAACGAGAGGGACGAAAUCAUCUUCUUUUCUUCGUCCUUGCUGCUUGUUGUUCUUUGUCGUUGAACCGACCCCGGCAUUUUUCCUUCGGUGGUAACUACUACUUACCGCAUACCACAACCCUUUGGUUGUUGCUUCUUGUACUACAACUACGAGAAAAAGGAAAAAUAAAUAACGUUAGAAGGGCCAGCAAGUUUGCAAAGAAGAUAGAAAUAAAGAAGGAAAGAAAGAUAGAUAUAGAAAGAUUUAAACAGAAUAAAGAAAAAGCAAGGAGCCAGUGUUCUCGUGUACACAGUGUCCAGUGCAUUAUGUGAUUGUUUUCUCUGCGACGCGCUUUCCUCGGCCACCGGUGAUCGAUUCGAAGAGCGUGAAGGAUGCAGGGAGUGACGUUCCCGCGUCGGAAAGGGAGAUUCACCCCGUCUUCGUCAUCCUCGUCGCUACUAGUUCUACUGCUACUGCCACUAGCCGAACUACCCCUCGCGAACGGUUCUUGUGAAUUUCCAGCAAGUUGGUCGGGAGAAUGGUAUCAACACGGAAUACAGGUACCCAUUAUCAUAAAUACAACGAUGUUAGGCGAAAGAAAAUGUGUGGAAAGAAGAAAAGACCAAUUUAUUACGUUCGGUGAAAAAUGUUACCGUUGUAUGAUCAUUACUGCCAGGCACGAAAACGUCAUUCAAUUUCGCGAAGGACUUUAUUGCAAUCCGGAUAUAAUGGAAUUGGAAGCCAUGUGCUCGAUGAUCAGUUCAGACGAUCCUUUAUACUCUAUGUUUCGGAAAAACUCUAAACCCAUACCUUGCCCAUUCAGCGGACCUCCAUUCACGUUUUCGUAUAGUCGAGGAUAUGGUGAAUGCGUUUUACCAAUAAGUUUGGCCGAAAGAUGUACGGACGAGAGUAAACUACUUCUUAAAUAUCAGGCCUGUCCCGACAUCCAUGGAACCGAAAGUAACACGGAGGAGUUGCAAUGCUUGGCUGUUUGGAACGACGGUGGACGGAAUAAAUAUUUAGUGGGUACACUUAAGGGAAGAAAUGCCGUUUCUACUGAAGUAACGUUUAGGUGCUUUUUAUACGAAGAGAAACAUCAUCAGGGAAAAGUAAUGUACAUGCUUGCUGAUUCCGGAGAACCUACUUGCAAUGGUUUGACAACUAUAUCCGAUGCAUCACUCACUAUAAAACUUACAAAAGUUGACAAAGAACACAGCAGGUGCAAAUAUCCAUCGUGGGUCACGCAACAUCACGAUUGGUAUUCAUUGGAUGGCACCAAAACUUAUCACUUUACAAACAAGAAUGCAACGCUCAAAAUAAAAGCUCAAGAAACCGAUAGAGAAGCAUACCACGAGGAAAAAAUUGUCUGUCAUAAUUUAGAAAAGAUGCAUCCGAACGAUAACAUGCAGGGUCACAAAGUUAAGGUGAUCGCUCAUGUGACCAGCGGAUGUGACAUCGGUUAUGUGUGCAUGAUAUUCCAUAAAAGGGAGGGACAUAUUAUUGAAAUACAACAAUCUGCUCAAAAAGCAAUUAUGCCGGACGAAGUUUGCUCCCUGUGGGAUCCUUCAAAUAUGCCUUAUACGACUCUAAUAACUUCUUUUCUACAUCAAAGAAAGUGUUCACACGCUGGUCGGUACUCUAUCAUACCUUUUGUCCCUUCAAAUGUAUUCUCGACUACUAACAGACGACAGCGUCGUAGUGAGAGAUUUUCGAAAACGGCAAAAAGAAGGACGUGGCAGGACGACAUUGAAGGUGAAGAGUGUAGAAGUACGGAUAUUCAAAUAGGAUGUAGUUCUUCCGAUCAAAAUGAAAUGAUUAUUGCAAAUACUUGUGAACAUGAAGAACAGGCAUAUUUUUGUCACGGUAGUUGGGAAGAAAAAGGAAUAUGGUAUACUAUAGUAUCAUCUAAUAAUAGAGAAAAAAACACUGAAAGCAUGCUCGACCAAGGACAAACUUAUUGUUUCUCAAUGCGGUCUGGAAUAAAUACAGAAAAAAUUCAAGAUAGGAGUAGAUCGUUACAGCAAGAACAAGAGUUGUGGCUUUCAAAGCCAACACGUUUUUGUCAGAGAAAUGAAACUAAUGAAUGGAUGUACAGACUCUCAAGUCAAGGUGUCUGCGAAGAUUUAAUGAAAGCAGCUUCGAGCAGAGCACCAUCACCUACUUUUUCGUUAAAUAGUAGUACGAUUAUCGUUACAAUAUUCAUUACGACAUAUACGAUAUUGUUUAGAUGAUUCAGCAUGAAAGGCCUGUAGAUAUUGAUUGAAACUCAAAUUAUAAACUACAUUUAGAAGCAGCAUCAGCAGUAGCAGCAGCAACAACAGAUACUAACAAACUGAACAGUCGAUAUAAUAUUAUUACUAGAAGGUGUACAAAUAAAAAUAAGUUAUCGGCCUUCUUUUAAAUGAAAAUAAUAAUUUAUUUAUUUUAAAUGUUAAUCGGGAAAAUAAUUUCCUUUUGUUUUUAUACAUUUCUCGGGCAAAUAGCGAAUCUCUUAAUAGUAAAAUAAUGGCGGUUUUGAAUUCAUAAAAUUGGUAAUGCAUUUUUGUUAUUUCUUAGAAAGUUUUUUAACAAAAUGGAAAUAUGUUGUUGGAUAAUUCCUAAUGCAGUAGAAAACUACGCUUAAGUUUAACAACAAUUUUUGUCCAACAACUGUUCCAAAUUCUUAUUUGUGAAUUUUUUAAAUGGUCUUACUUUCUCGACCUUCUCGAAGGCUCUCGAGAUUGAAAUUUUUAAAAAAUAAUUCUUUACAGUGUUGAUGAAUGCAUCAUCUUUCCUCGAUGCUUCACAUAUCAUAUCUUUACCCUCACGCGAACGUGAAAAGCAUACAGUGCCUAAUAUGCGCCUUAUUGUAACUAAUUUUGUUUACUGUGCUAACGAUGAAUAUUUUUAAAUUAUGUUAAACUAUUAAUCCGGCAAUAUAGUCUAAUAGAUUUGUAUUAUAUAGCCCCAGAAUUAGUGAGAAAAUGUUUUCGUUCAAAUAUUUAAUAUUCGUUUUAAUUCUUAAGCCGAGAACUUAUUUGUACACCUAAUUUUAUUAUUAUUAUUAUUAGUAGUAGUAGUUUUAGUAUUAUUAUUAUUUUAUUAUUAUCAUAUUAGUAUAACAAAGGGAUUGAUAAACAUCGAUAAUUGAAAAGUUAUAUUUUAAACUUUUGAAAAAUUGCUAGUUUUAAAUAGUACAGGAUGAACAAGAUACAACUAAAGAAUGACUAUAAGUAAAUUAUGAAGCUGCAAAGCAGUCGUAAAACUCUCUUAUAUGUUCAAAGGCUGUUGCACGGUUAUUUAUUAAAAACAAAUUAAUUUUUCUCACUGUUCAAAUACUUGUUAUUGAAGUAUUUUAUUUUUAUAUACAUAUUAGGGAAUGUUUAUUCUGAUGGAAUAGCUUGUGAGUUUUCAAUAACAUCAUAGAUUUGUGCUUACGAUUUAAAUAGAAGUUGGUACUUAUUCUUCUCUCUCUCUCUCUCUCUCUUUCUCUUUUUCUAUCUUACACACUGUUUCCGAUAAAGUACGUAACUUUACGCGUAACUAUCGAUGCUCUGAGAUUUAAAAAAAAUAUAUAUUUUAUAUUUCUAUACUUAACGUUUAUACUGUUUACUAUCAAUUUUUUACGCAAUAAUUUGUUAGUAUCUCUGCAACGAUAACUCUAAGGAUUACAACGUGACAAAUGUCGAAUGUUUCAAUGUUUGCAGCAAUCAAAGCAGAUACAGGUUGAUCUUUAGUUUAGCACAAAUUGUUGUUACGUAUAUAUAUGUAUAAUAUAUCGUAGCAAUAUUUUUCUUUUAACACGAUAUAACAUUGGCACGUACUGCCCGUUCCUAAUAGUUUUUCAAACGAAACUAAAUAAAAGAAAAUAUUCUUCUUUUAUACUGAAGUAGAAUACAAGUUAAUAACGAAAUCUUUUUUGGACAAAAUAAUUCUAUAACAUUCCAAAAUUCAAAAUAGAGAAGAUAAGAUUCUGGUGCAUUUAUUAUAAUCAUUAUUAUAUAUUUAAUUUAUUAAAUAAUUUUUGUAUUAUUUCAAGUUGACUCGCGUAAGUUGUUAAUUACAAUAUAUAUUUUUCUUCUUUAAUAAACAAUCCUUACUAUUCCCAACAUUGUAUCGUUGGGAAGAUUUUCAAAUAAAAUAAAUAUAUAUAAAUCUUUUUUAACAGAAAAUGUUAAAAAAUAUAUCUAGUUUCUUAUAACAGCUAUAGAUUAUUAGCAACAGUCUUUGAAUAAAACCAGUUCUAGAGUUGUAGGAUUUAAAAAUUGAUGUAAAUCAUUAAUAAUAAUCGAGCUAUUGUAAAUAAAACCAGGGUAUAAGUAAUUUAACACUAAUUUCAUUUGUUUUAUACUCAAGUGAGAAUGAAGUAAUAAUAUGUAAUUAUAAAUUAUAACUUAACAUGAUAAGCUAAUUUAAAUGUAAUAGCGAAUGAAUAGUUUUAUCUUUUAGCUAGUUAUACAUACGUAUGUGUGUACAUCUGUAUAUAAUAAUUUAAAUAUUGUAUAAAGACUGUUUUUAAAGAGUAAAAAAAGUUUACAGUUCUCGACUACGUUUAGCUAA
Polistes dominula (European paper wasp) is the source of this 5718-nucleotide messenger RNA. RefSeq lists its product as uncharacterized. Gene Ontology annotation, biological process: autophagosome-lysosome fusion. The record is from RefSeq and is a predicted model, not a curated record. NCBI's taxonomy places the organism in Eukaryota, Metazoa, Arthropoda, Insecta, Hymenoptera, Vespidae.